AUGGCCCAAGGAGUCUAUUUGGGAUUUUUUGAUGUAACGCGGGUCUUCCUCCUGCUGUGCUCUGUCACAAGCUUGCUGCUGAUAGAUCACCACAGAGAUGCAGAGGAUGACCGGGAGCUCAACAAAGCCAUUUUGGAAAUGCUACAUAUCAAUAAAGUGUCUGCGAGCCAUCAGGCCCAGCCACAUCCCUACAUGAGGAGGAUCUAUCAGCGUCUGGACUCACUGGAGGCUCAAGACUUUGGGAGUUCAGAUGGCACACUAGUGCAGAGUUUUCGGAGUGUUUUUGGACCACAACACGCUCCUCCAGGGUGGAUCUGGUUCAAUGUCAGCAGCCUGAACCCCUCUAUGCUGGGUGCAGAGCUGGUUCUGUUCAGGAAAAUCCUCCACCCCCGUCCCAUCAGUGUGACUAUCACCCUGCACAGCGUCACAGCUGCACAUGGCGCUCUGAAGGAAAGUCCCGCUCUCGAGGAUAGGCUGCUGAUCCUGGAUCAGCGACCCUCAUCUGGAUUCGAUGUGUUUGAUGUGUCAGCUGUUCUGGCUGUGAAGCCUGUGGAGAUGGUGGGCUUUCAGCUGAGAUAUACAGACGAGAGUGGGAGUCUGGUCCUUCAUGAAGCCCUGACACAGAGUCUUUACUGUCUGAACAGAGGCUCUCUGAGUGAACCCUUACUGGUGCUUUACCAAGCACACCCCGUCCACAUCUAA
Messenger RNA from Micropterus dolomieu (smallmouth bass), 702 nucleotides. RefSeq lists its product as uncharacterized. The coding region runs from base 1 to 702 and encodes 233 amino acids. The transcript is spliced from 2 exons. Lineage: Eukaryota; Metazoa; Chordata; Actinopteri; Centrarchiformes; Centrarchidae. The record is from RefSeq and is a predicted model, not a curated record.